Molecule: messenger RNA, 24023 nt
Organism: Coregonus sp. 'balchen'
Lineage: Eukaryota; Metazoa; Chordata; Actinopteri; Salmoniformes; Salmonidae
Source: the annotation of a GenBank genome assembly
AUGGCGGUGACCUGUCAAAGUCUACCCGGGGGUCGAAGCUCCAUCAUCGGCCAGACGUUGAUUUUCGCAUCGCUGACUUUACUCCUCUCUUGGUCCUGCCCGGCUCUAGGCAAGAAGAAGCUCUACAUCGGUGCCCUCUUCCCGAUGAGCGGAGGCUGGCCCGGGGGCCAGGCAUGCCUCCCUUCCGCUCAGAUGGCCCUGGACUUGGUGAACAAGAGAACGGAUAUACUGCCGGAGUACGAACUGGAACUGAUCCACUACGAUAGCAUGGUGAGUAGCCUAGGCUAAGCUAAAGGCAAAGUGCACUUUAAGUUCCUAUACUUGUUAUAGGAACUUAAUGUUGAUGCACUGUCUGCAUGAUUUCUGCGUAAACAUCAAUUUAUCCAAAGUGUCUGACAUGUGGUUUAUGGUUGUAUUAAUAAUUCAGACUGGAUCAUUAUUCGUAGUAGAACAGCAUUGCUUCAUAAUGGUUUGCUUUUACUGCAACUUUGUUUAGCUUAUAUUUGCAUAAUAUGAAUACCAAGUAUGCAUGUGUGCAUCUGUCAUGCAUGCCAUAAUUGGGAUAAUAAGUUGUCCUCUUUGAAUUCUCUAAUUUCCUCAGUUGUUUUUAAUGAGUGCCAAUAGAUUGUGUUCCUUUGAUUCAUGUUCUCUAAGACGGGCUUAAGCCCUUAGUAGAAAAUGUAUCUUAUGAGCAAUGGUCAUCAUUAUAUAGUCUUGUGUUAUUCUAUUGAAUAGAAUCAGAAUCACCUUUCUUCGCCAAGUACAACUAUGUGUACCAGGAAUUUGAACUGGUGAAAUGGUGCUGACAACAAUAAACAGAAUAUACAGACAGAGUGCAUAAUAUGUAGAGGAGUGUUGGAUGGGACUCUCUUUCUCCUCUCUCUCUCUCUCUCUCUCUUCUCUCUCUCUCUCUCUCGCACCUCUGUCUCCACUUUGCUCUCUUCAUCUAGUCUCUUAUCUCUCUCUCUAUCUCUACUCUCUCUCUAUCUCUCUCUAUAUCUAUAUCAGUCUAUCGUCGGUAUCUCGUCUAAUGCUCUCCUGCUCGUUCUCUCUCUCGCUUCUCUCUUCUCGGCUCUCUCUCUCUCUUCUCUCUCUAUCUCUCUCUCCCUCUCUCUGUACCAUUCCUCCUCUUCUUCCCACCUGCGUCCCUCCUCCACCUCACGGGAGAGAGAUGCCAACACACCACACUCACGGUCUGUAAAUAGUUAAAUGCACUGUGACUGGCUGGUGUUGCUAAGAGCAUUGCUCUGAUUGGUUGAAUCUGCUCUGCAUUGGAACCCUACUUCAAAAGACUGGGGGGGUGUAGAAAGGGAGGGGGUGGUUAGAGGUUGGCAUGACAACAGUAACCAAGACGACUGCAGUUCAUACAAACACAGAAAUAAAGAUUUCUCUCCAAGAAAUGGGAAAGAUUGUGCACUUGCUAUCGUUGCUUGAACAGGGAAACAGAUGGAUGGCGAGAUGAUGUGAGCCUGCCUGUUGCGGUAAACUCCUAUUGAGUGUUCAGUGUAGUUAGCCAAAUGUAAGAAGUGCCUCUGGUCGGGGCAGUCAUCCAUCAUAGGCACUUACACAGCCACAGACAGCACGUCCAAGUGUCUUCCAGGUCGGCUGCAGGAUGAGGGGUAGUUGACCCCCCGCGGACCUGAGCUCUGAUGGAUUCAGCUCCCAGUGCCUCCCAAAUGGAUCCCUAUUCAUUAUGUAGUGCCCUAUAUAGUGUAUGGCCCAUAGGACUCUGGUGAAAAGUAGUGCCCUAUAUAGGUACUAGGGUGCCAUUUGGGACAGCCCCUGUGUCAUCAUCAGGAGGCAAAUCAACCAGAAAAUCUCCCCCCAUCCCGCUAGUGAAUAUGGUCAUUCCCCAAACCUUGACCUGGACCUUCACAAAAGCUAAUUAAAUGUCCAUCCAGGCCCUAUGUUCAUUAAAGUUGAAGACACAUCUCCUGAUUUCCCCGGAGUGUCAGGGUUAGAUCAAUGAGAACAUUCCCCAUGAAUAUAGCUCUGGAUUAGUGUCGCUUUUGUUUACACAGACAUUUAUUUGAUUUGAUAGUAAAGGGGGCAACAUUCUCCAAAACCUAUGCAUGGAGAGACCGUUAGAUUUAGGGGUGAGCAUUAGCAAUGAGGGUUACAACAAAACAUGUCCAAAGGUUGCGUUUAUUUCUAAGUGUAGGAUGGAUGGAAUGUAUUUGAUUCAGGAGUGAAGGUUGCAACGUUCUCCAUACCCCAUUUAUGGUCAGAUUUAGGGGUGAGAAUUAGGGCCUACAACACAACAAAACAUUUUUGCAAAUGUGUUUAUUUAAGUGUAGGAUGGAUGGAGUUUUAUUUCUAAGUGUAGGAUGAUGAAGUUUUAUUUAUGAGUGUAGGAUGGAUUGGGUUUAACCUCCUCACCAGGCCUCCAUAAUCUUCAUCAUAACCCAUCUGUCAGCAACACUUAAGUGAUGGUUUAUAGGCGGUUUUGUUUUAUUGACGGAUUGACUUCUGUGACCCCCUGUAAAACCAUCAGAUAUAUUUAAAGGCCUCCUGCACUGUUGAGCCAUUUUCAAACAGUCAACAUCAGAGAAUUAACUCGAUUUUAUAUUUAUAAAGUGUUCUUCUCCAACUGGAAAGUCUACGCCUCUCUCUGUGAAGGAAAAUAAUGGUGCUGUUCCAGUCCAGAUGAGUCUUUACGAUGUUGCUGAUUCCUAAGGGGGAGAGUUAGGGUUAGGGUUAGGGUUAGGGUUAGUAGAUCGCCAUUCCUCUCGGAAUCUGUAGAACUCUUAACAUUCGCAGCAUUCUAAAAAUCCUGAAAGUCAAUGAUUGCAUUUGGUGUGCUUCAUAGUGCCCGUGUCUCUCUCUGUCUCUCUCUCUCUGCCCUUCACUCAGGCAAGCAGAGGUGCUCAAUACUAAACAGUUGAAAAUACAAAAAUACCUACAUAGUUUGUACUGCCAUUUUUUUUUUCUGUAAGCAAUGUGUGUGUGUGUGUUGUCGGGUUCACUCGAUUUAGUGCGUUGGGCCCCAGCUGCUGUGAGAGUGUGAUUUGAAGGAGUCAGGCGCAGGAGUGAUAAAUCAAAGAAUACAGAGUUUAUUCCGUAGUACACAGUUACGCUGGAUAGCGUCAACAGUCCAGUGCGCAAAACAGGCUCACUGGAACAAAUACAGGCACAUGGGGAAAAUAUACCCCGGCAAUACAACGUACAGGUAGCUCCACCGAGCUACACUCAUCUCACAUGAAACAAUCACCCACAAGGACAAGGGGGGCAGAGGGAACACUUAUACAUGUACUAAUGAGGGGAAUAUGAACCAGGUGUGUGUAAUUGACAAGACAAGACAAAUGGAAUGAUGAGAUAUGGAGCGGCAGUGGCUAGAAGGCCGGUGACGACGAACGCCGAAGCCUGCCCGAACAAGGAGAGGAGGCAGCUUCGGAGGAAGUCGUGACAGCUGCACAGUUCAUGGACGGCGCCGACAGACACGGUCACCCUGUUUUUAGCUCCUAGCCAACUUUGCAGUAUUUGUUGUUGUUGUGUUAUUUUGUACAUUAUUUGCUCAGAACAUUUCUUGUAUUAUUAUUAUUAUUAUUAUUAUUAUUAUUGUAAAUAACUUUUGGACAUUAGAUCUAGGGUCACUCACCAGACAUGUGAGCAGAAAUUCGACUUCCCUGACCUGAAUCCUUUGUUUGAACUUCCCGAGGCAGCUCUAUUCAUUCCGGGGGCUGCACCAAAACGCUGACGCCGGAGAAGAGGAAGAAGAAGUGGGGUCCUAGUCAGACUCAGGUGGCAUGCAUACCAUCCACCGCUUCAGAGUAUAUUACUUGCUAAGAUACAGUCCCUGGACAAUAAAGUAGACGAGCUCAGGGUGAGGAUCUCCUUCCAGAGAGACAUCAGGGACUGAAUCAUGACUCUGUCCGGAUAUAUCGUCCCCGUCCAUUCAGCCAGUGGGGUUCUCCUUCCAUCGCACGGACAGGAAGAAAGAACCCUCUGGGAUAAAGAAAGGCGGAGGGGUUUGUUUCAUGAUCAUCAACUCAUGGUGUGAUUGUGGUAAAGUACAAGAACUCAAGCCCUGUUGUUCUCCUGAUCUGGAAUACAUCACCAUCAAAUGCCAACCGCAUUACCUCCCGAGAUAAUUUUAUUCGGUCAUCGUCACUGCUGUGUACACUCCCCCCACCCUCCCCCAAGCUGACACCACUAUGGCUCUCAAGGAAUUACACUGGACUAUGUGCAAACUGGAAACCGCAUAUCCUGAGGCCGCAUUUAUUGUAGAUGGGAACUUCAAUAAAGGAAAUCUGAGAAAAACUCUACCAAAGUUCUAUAAACACAUUUCCUGUGCUACACGUGCAUCACAAACUCUUGAUCAUUGCUCCUCUCCCUUCCGGGAUGGCUACAAGGUCCUCCCCUGCCCUCCCUUCGGGAAAUCAGAUCACGCCUCCAUUCUGCUCCUCUCCACCUAUACGCAGAAACUUAAACAGGAAGCACCCGUGGUAAGGACUGUUCAACGUUGGUCUGACCAAUAGAAAUCUGUGCUUCAAGAUUGUUUUGAUCACGUGGACUGGGAAAUGUUCCGGGUCGCCUCUGUGAAUAGUAUCGACGUAUACACUGACUCGGUAACUGGGUUCAUCAGGAAGUGCAUAGAGGAUGUUGUUCCCACUGUGACAAUUAGAACUUAUCCAAAACAAAAACCGUGAAAGAAAACCACCGCAUUUAACACAAUGGCAAGGUUUCUGUACCCCAGAAAGCGAAAGUAACUGAACUAAAUUACUAUCACCCCGUAGCACUCACUUCUAAGAUGCUAGUUAAGGACCAUAUCACCUCCACCUUAACCGACAAUCUUUACUCACUACAAUUCACAUACCGCCCCAACAGAUCCAUGGACGACGCAAUCCCCAUUGCACUGCACACUGCCCUAUCCCACCUGGACAAGAGAAAUACCUAUGUCAGAAUGCUGUUCAUCGACUGCAGCUCAGCAUUCAACACAAUAGUGCCUUCCAAGUUCAUCACUAAGCUCAGGACCCUGGGUCUGAACCAGGGGAGAAUGAUUGACGAUUUCAAGUUGAAGGCUGACCGCGGUACUGGAGGCAUUGUUUACAGAAAACAUGAACCCCCAUUUUAGUGAAUGGGGAAAUGGCGAUCUUCGUGGUCAAUAUUCUUGGAUAUAUAAAAAAAAUUCAAACACAAUCAUGGUACCAAUAAAUAUAUUUCACCAGAUGUAUGUCGUUGAACCAAUUACUUUAAAAUCACACACAGACAAAGUUAUAAGGAUCAUUUAGUUGCUAAUGGCAGCCUGCAGUACCUCGGUCGGCCUUCAACUUGAGAUACUCCAUGAGAGGGGGCAGCACUGAGCUAGCCUGUAACGUCACUUCCUAGAGUAGCUCAAACUGCACAUGCAAUGUUUCCAAAAACUCCUCCAUGUAGCAAGAUGGCGACACGUUGAAAUGACACUUCCUGAUCAUCAACUGCACCACUGAGCAUUCUCAUAGGUAACAAUGUGGUGAUGUCAUCGAUGGCUUUGUCCAUAUUUUUUUACAGUCUAUGAACCCCUCCAUGUGCAACUGGGUUCUGGAUUUCCUGACGGGCCGACCCCAAGUGGUGAAGGUAGGGAACAACAAGGCUGAUCCUCAACACAGGGGCCCCAAAAGGGCCCCACAGGGGUGCGUGCUCAGCCCCCUCCUGUACUCCCUAAUCACCCAUGAAUGCGUGGCCACGCACGUCUCCAACUCAAUCAGCAAGUUUGCUGAUGACACAACAGUGGUAGGCCUGAUUACCAACAAUGAUGAGACCGCCUACAGGGAGGUCAGGGCCCUGGCAGAAUGGUGCCAGGAAAACAACCUCUCCCUCAACUUCAACAAAACAAAGGAGCUGAUCGUGGACUACAGGAGACAGCAGAGAGAGCGGGGCCCCAUCGACAUCGACGGGGCCGUAGUGGAGAGGUUCAAAAGCUUCCAGCUCCUCAGUGUGUACAUCACUAACGACCUGAAAUGGGCCCUUCACGCAGACCGCGCCUCUUCAACCUCAGGAGGCUGAAGAAAUUCGGCUUGGCCCCUAAGACCCUCACGAAUUUCUACAGAUAUAUGUAUACAGUUCCUUUAGAAAGUAUUCACACCCCUUGACUUUUUUCUACAUUUUGUUGUCAAAGUGGAAUGAUGUUUUUUUUUUUUUUUUUUACAAAUUAAUUACAAAUGAAAAGCUGAAAUGUCUUGAGUCAAUAAGUAUUCAACCCCUUUGUUAUGACAAGCCUAAAUAAGUUCAGGAGUAAACAUUUGCUUAACAAGUCACAUAAUAAGUUGCAUGGACUCACUCUGUGUGCAAUAAUUGUGUUUAACAUGAUUUGUGAAUGAUUACCUCACACAUACAAUUAUCUGUAAGUGUAGUUGUGGACUUGGUGGACUGUAUAUUCAGUAGGGUUUUCCUUAGCGCUAUGUGUUCUCUCCCAGGUGCUUGUAAAGGCACAGAUGACAGACCGGUAGGAUUCCAGUUGAGGUAGUUUUACGACACUGAUUCACAGGGCAGUACUGGCACAGCACAGCACAGUGUAUGGGCUUGACGGUUGUGUUAACCAAGAGUUUGUGUGGUUCUGAAAAGGGGGAAAUUAAAUACAAUAGUAAAUGGCAGGUAUAGGCUUAAUACAACCUCAAAUUACAUAAGCUAUAAAUAAUAUGGCUACAAUAGGUCAUCUGCUGCACAGGGCAAUACAACCUAACAACAUGGAUGUGCCUUCACUAAUGAAUGAUCAGAGGAGUGCAACUACCGAGCACUACCGAGCAGCACCAUCAUCCUCACACAACUGCAUGAACUCGAAUGUAUAUACAGUGGGGAAAAAAAGUAUUUAGUCAGCCACCAAUUGUGCAAGUUCUCCCACUUAAAAAGAUGAGAGAGGCCUGUAAUUUUCAUCAUAGGUACACGUCAACUAUGACAGAAAAUCACAUUGUAGGAUUUUUUAUGCAUGUAUUUGCAAAUUGUGGUGGAAAAUAUGUAUUUGGUCACCUACAAACAAGCAAGAUUUCUGGCUCUCACAGACCUGUAACUUCUUCUUUAAGAGGCUCCUCUGUCCUCCACUCGUUACCUGUAUUAAUGGCACCUGUUUGAACUUGUUAUCAGUAUAAAAUACACCUGUCCACAACCUCAAACAGUCACACUCCAAACUCCACUAUGGCCAAGACCAAAGAGCUGUCAAAGGACACCAGAAACGAAAUUGUAGACCUGCACCAGGCUGGGAAGACUGAAUCUGCAAUAGGUAAGCAGCUUGGUUUGAAGAAAUCAACUGUGGGAGCAAUUAUUAGGAAAUGGAAGACAUACAAGACCACUGAUAAUCUCCCUCGAUCUGGGGCUCCACGCAAGAUCUCACCCCGUGGGGUCAAAAUGAUCACAAGAACGGUGAGCAAAAAUCCCAGAACCACACGGGGGGACCUAGUGAAUGACCUGCAGAGAGCUGGGACCAAAGUAACAAAGCCUACCAUCAGUAACACACUACGCCGCCAGGGACUCAAAUCCUGCAGUGCCAGACGUGUCCCCCUGCUUAAGCCAGUACAUGUCCAGGCCCGUCUGAAGUUUGCUAGAGUGCAUUUGGAUGAUCCAGAAGAGGAUUGGGAGAAUGUCAUAUGGUCAGAUGAAACCAAAAUAUAACUUUUUGGUAAAAACUCAACUCGUCGUGUUUGGAGGACAAAGAAUGCUUAGUUGUAUCCAAAGAACACCAUACCUACUGUGAAGCCUGGGGGUGGAAACAUCAUGCUUUGGGGCUGUUUUUCUGCAAAGGGAACAGGACGACUGACCCGUGUAAAGGAAAGAAUGAAUGGGGCCAUGUAUCGUGAGAUUUUGAGUGAAAACCUCCUUCCAUCAGCAAGGGCAUUGAAGAUGAAACGUGGCUGGGUCUUUCAGCAUGACAAUGAUCCCAAACACACCACCCGGGCAAUGAAGGAGUGGCUUCGUAAGAAGCAUUUCAAGGUCCUGGAGUGGCCUAGCCAGUCUCCAGAUCUCAACCCCAUAGAAAAUCUUUGGAGGGAGUUGAAAGUCCGUGUUGCCCAGCGACAGCCCCAAAACAUCACUGCUCUAGAGGAGAUCUGCAUGGAGGAAUGGGCCAAAAUACCAGCAACAGUGUGUGAAAACCUUGUGAAGACUUACAGAAAACGUUUGACAUGUGUCAUUGCCAACAAAGGGUAUAUAACAAAGUAUUGAGAAACUUUUGUUAUUGACCAAAUACUUUGGUCAAUUCUCAAUUUGUCUGUCAUAGUUGACAUGUACCUAUGAUGACAAUUACAGGCCUCUCUCAUCUUUUUAAGUGGGAGAACUUGCACAAUUGGUGGCUGACUAAAUACUUUUUUCCCCCACUGUAGCUACAUCCACAAGGCACAUUGCUAACAAAAUACCCACCUAAUCUAUACAGUAUACAUCCAUAAAACCACAGGGCAUAUAAGACUAGACACUGAAAUGCUAAAUGUCUGAAAUGAGAUGACAGAAACAACAGGGUUAGUAAUAUAGCAAUAGGCUUACAGUAAAAACACGAAUGAGCAUAACAAAGGAGUGCGUCCACAACACAUGAAUUGUAAGAGAUAUGAACUCGCAUUUCUGAAGGCCGCACACUGGCCUUGACUAAGACAAGGAAUGCUAACUGAAGGUAAUCACAGGAGAUGGCUGGAACUUAUCACGGCUUGUGUACUUUCUCUAGUUACUUCCUUCUCCUCAGUUAGAGAUCGCCCAGCAUGCUCUGCUCCACAUCACCGGUCCCUCAGUCGAGUACUGAAUUUCAAACACAGAUUCAACCACAUAGACCAGGGAAGUUGUCUCGCAAAGAAGGGCACCUAUUGGUAGAUGGGUAAAAAUAAAAAAGCAGAUAUUGAAUAUCCCUUUGAGCAUGGUGAAGUUAUUAAUUACACUUGGAUGGUGUAUCAAUACACCCAGUCACUACAAAGAUACAGGCGUCCUUCCUAACUCAGUUCCCGGAGAGGAAGGAAACCGCUCAGGGAUUUCAUAAUGAAGCCAAUGGUGACUUUAAAACAGUUACAGUUUAAUGGCUGUGAUAGGAAAAAACUGAGCAUGGAUCAACAACAUUGUAGUUACUCCACAAUACUAACCUAAAUGACAGAGUGAAAAGAAGGAAAGAAGAAAUUAACUUUAUGUCCUGAAUACAAAGCCUGAUUAAUGAAGCAAAUCCAAUACAACACAUCACUGAGUACCACUCCUCACAUAUUCAACCAUGGUGGUGUCUGCAUCAUGUUAUGGGCAUGCUUGUCAUCAGCAAGGACUAGGGAGUUUUCUUUAGGAUACAAAUAAACGGAAUAAGCACAGGCAAAAUCUUAGAGGAAAACCUGGUUCAUUCUGCUUUCCAACAGACACUGGGAGACAUAAUCACCUCUCAGCAGGACAGUUAGCUAAAACACAAGGCCAAAUAUACACUGGAGUUGCUUACCAAGACGACAUUGAAUGUUCCUGAGUGGCCCAGUUACAGUUUUGACAUAAAUCAGCUUGACAAUCUAUGGCAAGACUUGAAAAUGGUUGUCUAGCAAUGAUCAACAACCAACUUGACAGAGAAUGAAGAAUUUUUAAAACAAUAAUGUGCAAAUAUUGUACAAUCCAGGUGUGCAAAGCUCUUAGAGACUUACCCAGAAAGACUCACAGCUGUAAUCGCUGGCAAAGGUAAUUCUAACAUGUAUUGACUCAGGGGUGUGAAUACUUAUGUAAAUAAGAUAUUUCUAUAUUUCAUUUUCAAUAAAUCUAAAAACAUGUUUUCUCCUUGUAAUUAUGGGGUAGUGUGUGUGGAUGGGCGAGAAAAAACCCAGAUUUAAUUCAUUUUCAGGCUGUAACACAACACAAUGUGAAAUAGGUAUGAAUACUUUCUGAAGGCAUAUAGUCAUUGAUCACUUUAAUAAUGUUUACAUAAUGUUUUACCCACUUCAUAUGUAUACACUGUAUUCUAGUCAAGGCUCAGACCCCUUCCCUUUUUCCACAUUUUGUUACGUUACAGCCUUAUUCUAAAAUUGAUUAAAUACAUUUUUUUCCUCAUCAAUCUACACACAUUACCCCAUAAUGACAAUGCGAAAACAGGUUUUUAGAAAUGUUUGCAAAUUUAUUAAAAAUAAAAAGGUAUUCAGACCCUUUGCUAUGAGACUCGAAAUUGAGCUCAGGUGCAUCCUGUUUCCAUUGAUCAUCAUUGAGAUGUUUCUACAACUUGAUUGGAGUCCACCUGUGGUAAAUUCAUUUGAUUGGACAUGAUUUGGAAAGGCACACACCUGUCUAUAUAAGUUCCCACAGUUGACAGUGCAUGUCAGAGCAAAAACCAAACCAUGAGGUAAAAUAAAUUGUCUGUAGAGCUCCGAGACAGGAUUGUGUCGAGGCACAGAUCUGGGGCAGGGUACCAAACAAUUUCUGCAGCAUUGAAGGUCCCCAAGAACACAGAGGCCUCCAUCAUUCUUAAAUGGAACAAGUUAGGAACCACUAAGACUCUUCCUUCGAGCUGGCUGCCCGGCCAAACUGAGCAAUCGGGGGAGAAGGGCCUGGGUCAGGGAGGUGACCAAGAACCCGAUGGUCACUCUGACAGAGCUCUAGAGUUCCUCUGUGGAGAUGGGAGAACCUUCCAGAAGGACAACCAUCUCUGCAGCACUCCACCAAUCAGUCUUUAUGGUAGAGUGGCCAGACGGAACCACUCCUCAGUAAAAGGCACAUGACAGCCCGCUUGGAGUUUGCCAAAGGCGCCUAAAGGACUCUCAGACCAUGAGAAACAAGAUUCUCUGGUGUGAUGAAACCAAGAUUGAACUCUUUGGCCUGAAUGCCAAGCGUCACAUCUGGAGGAAACCUGGCACCAUCCCUACGGUGAAGCAUGGUGGGGGCGGCAUUAUGCUGUGGGGAUGUUUUUCAGCGGAAGGGACUGGGAGACUAGUCAGGAUCGAGGGAAAGAUUAAUGGAGCAAAGUUCAGAGAGACCCGGCUCCAGAGCACUCAGGACCUCCGACUGGGACGAAGGUUCACCUUCCAACAGGACAACGACCCUAACAACACAGCCAAGACAACGCAGGAGUGGCUUUGGGACAAGUCUCUGAAUGUCCUUAAGUGGCCCAGCCAGAGCCCGGACUUGAACCAUAUUGAAUGUCUCUGGAGAGACCUGAAAAUAGCUGUGCAGCAACGCUCCCCAUCCAACCUGACAGAGCAUGAGAGGAUCUGCAGAGAAGAAUGGGAGAAACUCCCCAAAUACAGGUGAGCCAAGCUUGUAGCGUCAUACCCAAGAAGACUCGAGGCUGUAAUCGCUGCCAAAGUAGCAUCAACAAAUUACUGAGGAAAGGGUCUGAAUACUUAUGUAAAUGUGAUCUUUUAAUACAUUUGCAAAGAUUUCUAAAAAUCUGUUUUUGCUUUGUCAUUAUGGGGUAUUGUGUGUAGAUUGAUGAGGAAAAAAAACGAUUUAAUCAAUUUUAGGAUAAGGCUGUAAUGUAACAAAUUGUGGAAAAAGUCAAGGGGUCUGAAUACUUUCCGAAGGCACAGUAACUACUGCUGUACACACCUUUUCUAUUCAUAUACUGUCCAUACUGUCUAUACACACCAUUAAACACUGUAUAUAUGUAUAUUCCACACUCUGACAUUGCUCAUGCUGAUAUUUCUUAAUGUAUUUAUUUUAACUUUUAGGAUUAUGUGCGUAUUAUUUUGUAUUGCUAGGUAUUAUUACUGUUCUAUUGGAGCUAGAAACACAAGUAUUUCGCUGUACCUGCGAUAGCAUCUGCAAAUCUGUGUACCAAUAAACUUUGAUUUGAUUUGAAGCCUCCCGCAUGGCCUCCCCUGGUCUGUAGGAGCGCUCACGAGCAGGAACAGCACUGACUCAACGAGCCCCAAACACGUCCCUGACUCAACGGGCCCCAAACACGUCACUGACUCAACGGGCCCUAAACACGUCCCUGACUCAACGGACCCCAAACAUGUCACUGACUCAACGAGCCCCAAACACGUCACUGACUCAACGAGCCCCAAACACGUCACUGACUCAACGAGCCCCAAACACGUCACUGACUCAACGGGCGCCGAAAAACACGUCCCUGACUCAACGAGCCCCAAACACGUCACUGACUCAACGAGCCCCAAACACGUCACUGACUCAACGGGCCCCAAACACGUCACUGACUCAACGGGCCCCAAACACGUCACUGACUCAACGGGCCCCAAACACGUCACUGACUCAACGGGCCCCAAACACGUCACUGACUCAACGGGCCCCAAACACGUCACUGACUCAACGAGCCCCAAACACGUCACUGACUCAACGAGCCCCAAACACGUCACUGACUCAACGAGCCCCAAACACGUCACUGAUUCAACGAGCCCCAAACACGUCAGUGACUCAACGAGCCCCAAACACGUCGCUGACUCAACGAGCCCCAAACACGUCGCUGACUCAACGAGCCCCAAACACGUCACUGACUCAACGAGCCCCAAACACGUCACUGACUCAACGAGCCCCAAACACGUCAGUGACUCAACGAGCCCCAAACACGUCGCUGACUCAACGAGCCCCAAACACGUCGCUGACUCAACGAGCCCCAAACACGUCACUGACUCAACGAGCCCCAAACACGUCACUGACUCUCAGAAGUAAUAGGCCCGUGUGCCUGAGCUGAUUGCGAUUGCGACUGGCUGUUCUUUAGCUCUUCCAUUUGGUAUUUGGAGUUCUUAUUAAUGAUGAGCGUGCCAAACGAAACCCGUCGCAAUCACGAGUAGGUUAGCCUUGAUCUGUAUCCCAAAUACCACCCUAUUCCUUAUAUAUUGCACUACUUUUGACACUAUGUAGGUGUAGGGAAUAGGGUGUCAUUUGGGACAAAGCCUAGCAGUCAAUGAACUCUUCCCUUUGCUCAUAAUUGUGCCCAACGAUGCCACAUUACCGUUGUGUCUCUCACAUGGAAUGGGUUUAAUGUGGACAUGACGAGGGGUUUUACGGUGGAAAGCAUGUCUUUCACAUGGAAUGGGUUUAAUGUGGACAUGAUGAGGGGCUUUAUGGUGGAAAGCAAUCAUUUAAUAUACUAGAUAGAGGAUUUGGCCAUUGACUUCUCUCACUUCAUUAAAAUGAACUGUUGGUCUGCGUCCUAAAUGCAACCAUAUUCCCUAUGUAGUGCACUACUUUUGACCAGGGUGCGUAGGGCUCUGGUCAAAAGUAGUGCACUAUAUAGAGAAUAGUACAGUAUGCCAUUUGGCGCUCUGUGAUUAUAGGCAACACUGACUGUGGUUAAGUGAGAGGGAAAUCUCUUGCCUUGGGCCACUGCUAACUCAAUUUGUAUGAUUGGGCACAAAUCAAACAAAAUCAGGUUCCACCGUGUAAUCAGUUUGAAGUAAUAUUCUCUCUAUGUUCUGUCGCCAGAAUAGAAUCCCAGUGAGCCUUCUAUUUGGAAUGUUAGGUGAAAUAUCAGUGAUUUCAUCCAGUGCCCUAUCCAACGCUGCAGUCACAGUCUGCAUCCCAAAUGCACCCCUAUUCCCUAUAUAGUGCGCUACUUUUGACCAGAGCCCUAUGAGCACUGGUCAAACGUAGUGCACUAUAAACUAAAGGAAAUAGGGUGCCAUUUGGGACACACACACUGUCAUCCCACUAUCAGCGCCGGAGAAGAUGGCUGCCGUUUUACAGCCCUCUAACCAAUUGUACUAUUAUGUGUGUUUUUCCGCGUUAUUUGUAAUUUAUUUUGUACAUAAUGUUUCUGCCAUCGUCUCUUAUAACCAAAGAGAGCUUCUGGAUAUCAGGACAGCGAUUACUCACCUCGCAUUGGACGAAGAUUUUUUCUUCAACGAGGCGUUCGCGAAGGAUAUCCUACAGACACCCGACAAGGCCCAGAUCCCCGUCAUUCGCGUGAGGAAGAGACGGAGAUAUCGCGGACGCAGAUCCGGGUGCCUUGUAAGGAUCCGACGGCGAGCGAGUAAACUGCCUCUUCCAUCAAUCCUAUUAGCCAACGUUCAAUCUUUUGAGAAUAAAAUUGACGAUUUAAGAUUACGGUUAUCCUACCAACGGGACAUUAAAAACUGUAAUAUCUUAUGUUUCACGGAGUCGUGGCUGAACGACAACAAUGAUAACAUUCAGCUAGCAGGCUAUACGCUACAUCGGCAGGACAGAACGUCUGACUCUGGUAAGACAAGGGGUGGCGGUCUCUGUAUAUUUGUAAACAACAGCUGGUGCACAAAAUCAAAUACUAAGGAAGUCUCAAGGUUUUGCUCGCCUGAGGUAGAGUAUCUUAUGAUAAGCUGUAGACCACACUAUUUACCAAGAGAGUUUUCAUCUAUAUUUUUCAUAGCUGUCUAUUUACCACCACAAACCAAUGCUGGCAUUAAGAUUGCACUGAAUGAGUUGUACAAGGCCAUUAAUCAACAGGAAAACGCUCAUCCAGAUGCAGCGCUCCUAGUAGCCGGGGACUUUAAUGCAGGGAAACUUAAAUCCGUUCUACCUAAUUUCUACCAGCAUGUUAAAUGUGCAACCAGAGGGAAAAAAACUCUAGACCACCUUUACUCCACACACAGAGACGCAUACAAAGCUCUCCCUCGCCCUCCAUUUGGCAAAUCUGACCAUAACUCUAUCCUCCUGAUUCCUGCUUAUAAGCAAAAACUGAAGCAGGAAGCACCAGUGAUUCGGUUAAUAAAAAAGUGGUCAGAUGACGCAGAUGCUAAGCUACAGGACUGUUUUGCUAGCACAGACUGGAACAUGUUCCGGGAUUCUUCAGACAGCAUUGAGGAGUACACCACAUCAGUCACUGGCUUCAUCAAUAAGUGCAUCGAUGAUGUCGUCCCCACAGUGACCGUACGUACCCCAACCAGAAGCCAUGGAUUACAGGAAACAUCCGCACUGAGCUAAAGGGUAGAGCUGCCGCUUUCAAGGAACGGGACUCUAACCCGGACGCUUAUAAGAAAUCCCCGCUAUGACCUCCGACGAACCAUCAAACAGGCAAAGAGUCAAUACAGGUCUAAGAUUGAAUCAUACUACACUGGCUCUGACGCUCGUCGGAUGUGGCAGGGCUUGAAAACUAUUACAGACUACAAAGGGAAGCACAUCCGCGAGCUGCCCAGUGACACAAGCCUACCAGACGAGCUAAACCACUUCUAUGCUCGCUUCGAGGCAAGCAACACUGAAGCAUGCAUGAGAGCACCAGCUGUUCCGGACGACUAUGUGAUCACGCUCUCCGUAGCCGAUGUGAGUAAGACUUUUAAGCAGGUCAACAUUCACAAGGCCGCAGGGCCAGACGGAUUACCAGGACGUGUACUCCGAGCAUGUGCUGACCAACUGGCAAGUGUCUUCACUGACAUUUUCAACAUGUCCCUGACUGAGUCUGUAAUACCAACAUGUUUCAAGCAGACCACCAUAGUCCCCCGUGCCCAAGAACUCUAAGAUAACCUGCCUAAAUGACUACCGACCCGUGGCACUGACGUCUGUAGCCAUGAAGUGCUUUGAAAGACUGGUCAUGGCUCACAUCAACAGCAUAAUCCCAGAAACCCUAGACCCACUCCAAUUUGCAUACCGCCCCCAACAGAUCCACAGAUGAUGCAAUCUCUAUCGCACUCCACACUGCCCUUUCCCACCUGGACAAGAGGAACACCUACGUGAGAAUGCUAUUCAUUGACUACAGCUCAGCAUUCAACACCAUAGUGCCCUCAAAGCUCAUCACUAAGCUAAGGAUCCUGGGACUAAACACCUCCCUCUGCAACUGGAUCCUGGACUUCCUGACGGGCCGCCCCCAGGUGGUAAGGGUAGGUAACAACACAUCUGCCACACUGAUCCUCAACACGGGGGCCCCUCAGGGGUGCGUGCUCAGUCCCCUCCUGUACUCUCUGUUCACCCAUGACUGCAUGGCCAGGCACGACUCCAACACCAUCAUUAAGUUUGCCGACGACACAACAGUGGUAGGCCUGAUCACCGACAACGAUGAGACAGCCUAUAGGGAGGAGGUCAGAGAUCUGGCCGUGUGGUGCCAGGACAACAACCUCUCCCUCAACGUGACCAAGACAAAGGAGAUGAUUGUGGACUACAGGAAAAAAAAGAGGACUGAGCACGCCCCCAUUCUCAUCGACGGGGCUGUAGUGGAACAGGUUGAGAGCUUCAAGUUCCUUGGUGUCCACAUCACCAACGAACUAUCAUGGUCCAAACACACCAAGACAGUCGUGAAGAGGGCACGACAAAGCCUAUUCCCCCUCAGGAGGGUCCUCAGAUCCUCAAAAAAUUCUACAGCUGCACCAUCGAGAGCAUCCUGACUGGUUGCAUCACCGCCUGGUAUGGCAACUGCUUGGCCUCUGCCGCAAGGCACUACAGAGGGUAGUGCGUACGGCCCAGUACAUCACUGGGGCAAAGCUCCCUGCCAUCCAGGACCUCUAUACCAGGCGGUGUCAGAGGAAGGCCCUCAAAAUUGUCAAAGACUCCAGCCACCCUAGUCAUAGACUGUUCUCUCUGCUACCGCACGGCAAGCGGUACCGGAGUGCCAAGUCUAGGUCCAAAAGACUUCUCAACAGCUUCUACCCCCAAGCCAUAAGACUCCUGAACAGCUAAUCAUGGCUACCCGGACUAUUUGCACUGCCCCCCCACCCCAUCCUUUUUACGCUGCUGCUACUCUGUUAAGUAUUUAUGCAUAGUCACUUUAACUCUACCCACAUGUACAUAUUACCUCAACUACCUCAACUAGCCGGUGCCCCCGCACAUUGACUCUGCAACGGUACCCCCCUGUAUAUAUAGCCUCCCUACUGUCACUUUAUUUUACUGUAUAUAUAGCCUCCCUACUGUCACUUUAUUUUACUUCUGCUCUUUUUUUCUCAACACUUUUUUUGUUGUUGUUUUAUUCUUACUUUUUUUGUUUAAAAUAAAUGCACUGUUGGUUAAGGGCUGUAAGUAAGCAUUUCACUGUAAUGUCUGCACCUGUUGUAUUCGGCGCAUGUGACCAAUAAAAUUUGAUUUGAUUUGAUUUGAUCAAUUAACUGUCAUCCCACUGUCAGCUACUGUCAUCCAACUGUCAUCCCACUGUCAAUCCACUGUCAUCCCACUUUAAUCCUACUGUCAUCACACUGUCAUCCCACUGUCAUCAUACUGUCAUCCACCGUCAUCCACUGUCAUCAUACUGUCAUCCCACUGUCAUCAUACUGUCAUCCACUGACAUACAACUGUCAUCCCACUGUAAUCCCACUGUCAUCAUACUAUCAUUCCACUGUCAUCCACUGUCAUCAUACUGUCAUCCCACUGUCAUCAUACUGUCAUCCACUGACAUACCACUGUCAUCCCACUGUAAUCCCACUGUCAUAAUGCUGUCAUCAUACUAUCAUCCCACUGUCAUCCCAUCUCCCCAGUGUCUCCUGCAGUUUACAUGCUGUUGGUUUCCCUCUCCCAAACAACCAAAUGAUCAAUGAUCACUUUAACCCACAACGUUAUCAUUUAAAUUGAAUAUAGGUUGUUGAGAAUGAAAAUUACAAAAAACCUUAAAAAACCUUAAGCUUGGAUCAAAGACAAGAGACUGACUGCUUGGUGGGUAAAUGUUCUCCCUCCAUUCGGAUAGAAAAAUGCUUCAAUCCCAAAUUUCAUCCUAUUCCUUAUAUAGUGCAGUACUUUUAGCCAGGACCCAUAGAUAGUGUAUUGCUUUUAGCCAGGACCCAUAGAUAGUGUAUUGCUUUUAGCCAGGACCCAUAGAUAGUGUAUUGCUUUUAGCCAGGACCCAUAGAUAGUGUAUUGCUUUUAGCCAGGACCCAUAGAUAGUGUAUUGCUUUUAGCCAGGACCCAUAGAUAGUGUAUUGCUUUUAGCAAGGACCCAUAGAUAGUGUAUUGCUUUUGACCAGAGCCCUAUGGGGCCCUAUGUAGGAAAUAGGGUGCACGCCGAAUAGGUGUAGACCUUACAGUGAAAUGCUUACUCACAAGCCCUUAACCAACAAUGCAGUUUUUAAGAAAAAUAAGUGUUAAGAAAGUAUUUACUAAAUAAACUAAAGUAAAAAAGAAAAAUAUAUCUAAAAAAAUUAAAUUAAAAAAAUAACUGUCCCUCUCCCCCUCUUUCUCCGUCUUUUGGGACGAUGUUGUUUCCCUUCCGGAAAAAUCCAGGUGUCCUUGGGAUGUCCCUCUGUCUCGUCUCUCUGUCUCUGGGCUCUCCUGUUUAUUGGUAUUGUCUUGGGAUGUCCCUCUGUCUCUCUGUCUCUGGGCACUCCUGUUUUUGGUAUUGUCUUGGGAUGUCCCUCUGUCUCGUCUCUCUGUCUCUGGGCUCUCCUGUUUAUUGGUAUUGUCUUGGGAUGUCCCUCUGUCUCGUCCUCUCUGUCUCUGGGCUCUCCUGUUGUAUUGGUAUUGUCUUGGGAUGUCCCUCUGUCUCGUCUCUCUGUCUCUGGGCUCUCCUGUUUAUUGGUAUUGUCUUGGGAUGUCCCUCUGUCUCGUCUCUCCUCUGUCUCUGGGCUCUCCUGUUUAUUGGUAUUGUCUUGGGAUGUCCCUCUGUCUCGUCUCUCUGUCUCUGGGCUCUCCUGUUUAUUGGUAUUGUCUUGGGAUGUCCCUCUGUCUCGUCUCUCUGUCUCUGGGCUCUCCUGUUUAUUGGUAUUGUCUUGGGAUGUCCCUCUGUCUCGUCUCUCUGUCUCUGGGCUCUCCUGUUUAUUGGUAUUGUCUUGGGAUGUCCCUCUGUCCGUCUCUCUGUCCUCGGUGCUCUCCUGUUUAUUUGGUAGUGUCUUGGGAUGUCCCUCUGUCUCGUCCUCUCUGUCUCUGGGCUCCCUGUUUAUUGGUAUUGUCUUGGGAUGUCCCUCUGUCUCGUCUCUCUGUCUCUGGGCUCUCCGUUUUUAUUGGUAUUGUCUUGGGAUUUCCUCUGUCUCGUCUCUCUGUCUCUGGGCUCUCCUUUUAUUGGUAUUGUCUUGGGAUGUCCCUCUGUCUCGUCUCUCUGUCUCUGGGCUCUCCUGUUUAUUGGUAUUGUUGUGUGUAAACUAGUGUGAAAUGAAUCACUGACCCCCUCAAUCUCGCCCAUUGCACUUUAACAUACAAAUAGCACUUGCUUGUUUAAAAAAAAAAAAAAAUGCGGGGGGCAGUAUGUUAUGAGUCUUAUUCCCCUCCUCUAUCUCUCUCCCUUAUUCCCCCUCCUCUAUCUCUCUCCCUUAUUCCCCCUCCUCUAUCUCUCUCCCUUAUUCCCCUCCUCUAUCUCUCUCCCUUAUUCCCCCUCCUCUAUCUCUCUCCCUUAUUCCCCCUCCUCUAUCUCUCUCCCUUAUUCCCCCUUCCUCUAUGCUCUCCUUUCCCCCCCUAUUCCCCCUCCUCUAUCCCUCUCCCUUAUUCCCCUUCUCUAUCCCUCUCCCUUAUUCCCCCUCCUCUAUCUCGCUCCCUUAUUCCCCUUCUCUAUCCCUCUCCCUUAUUCCCCUUCUCUAUCUCUCCUCCCUUAUUCCCCCUUCUCUAUCCCUCUCCCUUAUUCCCCCUCCUCUAUCCCUCUCCCUUAUUCCCCCUCCUCUAUCCCUCUCCCUUAUUCCCCCUUCUCUAUCCCUCUCCCUUAUUCCCCCUCCUCUAUCCCUCCCCUUAUUCCCCCUCCUCUAUCCCUCUCCCUAUUCCCCUCCUCUAUCUCCUCUCCCGUAUUCCCCCUUCUCUAUCCCUCCCUUAUUCCCCCUCCUCUAUCCCUCUCCCUUAUUCCCCCUCCUCUCUAUCCCUCUCCCUUAUUCCCCUCCUCUAUUCCCUCUCCCUUAUUCCCCUUCUCUAUCUCUCUCCCUUAUCCCUCCCCUUCUCUAUCCUCCUUAUCCCUCCCUUAUUCCCUCUCCCCUCUCUAUCCCUCUCCCUUAUUCCCCCUCCUCUAUCCCUCUCCCUUAUCCCUUCUCCCUCCUCUCUCUAUCCCUCUCUACCCCUUAUUCCCCCUCCUCUAUCCUCUCCCUUAUUCCCCUUCUCUCUCUCUCCUCCCUUAUUCCCCUCUAUAUCCCUCUCCCUUAUCCCCCCUCCUCUAUCCCUCUCCCUUAUUCCCCCUCCUCUAUCCCUCUCCCUUAUUCCCCCUUCUCUAUCCCUCUCCCUUAUUCCCCUCCUCUAUCUCCCUCCCUUAUUCCCCUUCUCUAUCUCUCUCCCUUAUUCCCCCUUCUCUAUCCCUCUCCCUUAUUCCCCUCCUCUAUCCCUCUCCCUUAUUCCCCCUUCUCUAUCCCGCUCCCUUAUUCCCCCUUCUCUCUCCCUUAUUCCCCCUUCUCUAUCCCUCUCCCCUAUUCCCCCUUCUCUAUCCCUCUCCCUUAUUCCCCCUUCUCUAUCCCUCUCCCUUAUUCCCCCUCUGUCUCUCUCCCCUUAUUCCCCCUCUUCUAUCCCUCUCCCUCAUUCCCCCCUCCUCUAUCCCUCUCCCUUAUUCCAUCUCCCUCUCUCUCUCCCUUAUUCCCCUCUUCUAUCUCUCUGCCUUAUUCCCCUUCUCUAUCCCUCUCCCUUAUUCCCCUCCUCUAUCCCUCUCCAUUAUUCCCCUUCUCUAUCCCUCUCCCUUAUUCCCCUCUAUCUCUCUCCCCUUAUUCCCCUUCUCUAUCCCUCUCCCUUAUUCCCCCUUCUCUAUCCCUCUCCCUUAUUCCCCCUCCUCUAUCUCUCUCCCUUAUUCCCCAUCCUCUAUCCCUCUCCCGUAUUCCCCCUUCUCUAUCCCUCUCCCUUAUUCCCCUUCUCUAUCCCUCUCCCUUAUUCUCCUCCUCUAUCUCUCUCCCUUAUUCCCCAUCCUCUAUCCCUCUCCUUAGUCCCCCUCCUCUAUCCCUCUCCUUAUUCCCCCCUCCUCCUUCUCUCUCCCUUAUUCCCCCUCCUCUAUCCCUCUCCCUUAUUUCCCCUCUAUCGCUCUCCCUUAUUCCCCCCCUCCUCUCAUCUCUCUCCCUAUUCCCAUCCUCUAUCCCUCUCCCUUAUUCCCCCUCCUCUAUCCCUCUCCCUUAUUCCCCCUCCUCUAUCUCUCACCCUUAUUCCCCCUUCUCUAUCCCUCUCCCUUAUUCCCCCUCCUCUAUCCCUCUCCCUUAUUCCCCUCCUCUAUCCCUCUCCCUUAUUCCCCCUUCUCUAUCCCUCUCCCUUAUUCCCCCUUCUCUAUCCCUCUCCCUUAUUCCCCCUCUCUUCUCUCCCGUAUUCCCCCUUCUCUCUCCCUCUCCCCUUAUUUCCCCCUUCCUCUAUCCCUCUCCCUUAUUCCCCCUCUCUAUCCCUCUCCCUUAUUCCCUCUUUCCCUCUCCCCUUAUUCCCCCUCUUCUAUCCCUCUCCCUCUAUUCCCCUCCUCUAUCCCUCUCCCUUAUUCCCCUUCCUCUACCUCUCUCCCUUAUUCCCCCUUAUCCUCCUUAUCCCUCUCCCUUCUAUUCCCCCUCCUCUAUCCCUCUCCCUUAUUCCCCCUCCUCUAUCCCUCUCCCUUAUUCCCCUUCUCUCCUACUCCUCCCUCUCCCUUAUUCCCCCUUCCUCUAUCCCUCUCCCUUAUUCCCCCUCCUCUAUCCCUCUCCCUUAUUCCUCCCCCUCCUCCUAUCCCCUCCAUCCCUUAUUCCCCCCUCCUCUAUCCCUCUCCCUUAUUCCCCUCCUCUAUCCCUCUCCCUUAUUCCCCCUCCUCUAUCCCUCUCCCUUAUUCCCCCUUCUCUAUCCCUCUCCCUUAUUCCCUCUGUGUCUCUCUCCCUUAUUCCCCCUCUUCUAUCCCUCUCCCUCAUUCCCCCUCCUCUAUCCCUCUCCCUUAUUCCCUAUCCUCUCUCUCUCCCUUAUUCCCUUCCUCUAUCCCUCUCCCUUAUUCCCCUCCUCUAUCCCUCUCCCUUAUUCCCCUCCUCUAUCCCUCUCCCUCUAUUCCCCUUCUCUAUCCUCUCCCUUAUUCCCUUCUCUUCCCUAUCCUCUUACCUCUCCCUUAUUCCCCCUCCUCUAUCCCUCUCCCUUAUUCCUUCCCCCUCACCUCUAUCCCUCUCCCUUAUUCCCCCUCCUCUAUCCCUCUCCCUUAUUCCCCCUCCUCUAUCCCUCUCCCUUAUUCCCCCUCCUCUAUCCCUCUCCCUUAUUCCCCUCCUCUAUCCCUCUCCCUUAUUCCCCUCCUCUAUCCCUCUCCCUUAUUCCCCCUCCUCUAUCCUCUCCUAUUCCUCCUUAUUCCUCCCUUUCUCUAUCCCUCUCUCCCUUAUUCCCCCUCCUCUAUCCCUCUCCCUUAUUUCCCCCUCCUCUAUCCCUCUCCCUUAUUUCCUCCCUCCUCUAUUCCCUCUCCCUUAUUCCCCCCUCUAUCCCUCUCCCUUAUUCCCCUCCCAUCCUAUCCUUUCCUCUUCCCUAUCCCCCCCUCCUCUAUCCCUCUUCCCUUCUUCCUUCCCUCUCUCUCUUAUCCCUCUUCCCUUUCCAUUCCCCCUCCUCUAUCCCUCUCCUUAUGCCUCCUCUAUUUAAUAUUCCUCUGUUCCCUAUACGGUGUGAUUAGAUGGUUUACUCUGUUCCCUAUACGGUGUGAUUAGAUGGUUUCCUCUGUUCCCUAUACGGUGUGAUUAGAUGGUUUACUCUGUUCCCUAUACAGUGUGAUUAGAUGGUUUACUCUGUUCCCUAUACGGUGUGAUUAGAUGGUUUACUCUGUUCCCUAUACGGUGUGAUUAGAUGGUUUCCUCUGUUCCCUAUACAGUGUGAUUAGAUGGUUUCCUCUGUUCCCUAUACAGUGUGAUUAGAUGGUUUACUCUGUUCCCUAUACGGUGUGAUUAGAUGGUUUCCUCAUAUGUAGUGUGUGACUUUCUUUCUUCCUCUGUUCCCUAUACGGUGUGAUUAGAUGGUUUCCUCUGUUCCCUAUACAGUGUGAUUAGAUGGUUUACUCUGUUCCCUAUACAGUGUGAUUAGAUGGUUUACUCUGUUCCCUAUACAGUGUGAUUAGAUGGUUUACUCUGGUCCCUAUACAGUGUGAUUAGAUGGUUUACUCUGUUCCCUAUACGGUGUGAUUAGAUGGUUUACUCUGUUCCCUAUACAGUGUGAUUAGAUGGUUUACUCUGUUCCCUAUACAGUGUGAUUAGAUGGUUUCCUCUGUUCCCUAUACAGUGUGAUUAGAUGGUUUACUCUGUUCCCUAUACGGUGUGAUUAGAUGGUUUACUCUGUUCCCUAUACGGUGUGAUUAGAUGGUUUCCUCAUAUGUAGUGUGUGACUUUCUUUCUUCCUCUGUUCCCUAUACGGUGUGAUUAGAUGGUUUCCUCUGUUCCCUAUACAGUGUGAUUAGAUGGUUUACUCUGUUCCCUAUACAGUGUGAUUAGAUGGUUUACUCUGGUCCCUAUACAGUGUGAUUAGAUGGUUUACUCUGUUCCCUAUACAGUGUGAUUAGAUGGUUUACUCUGGUCCCUAUACAGUGUGAUUAGAUGGUUUACUCUGUUCCCUAUACAGUGUGAUUAGAUGGUUUACUCUGUUCCCUAUACGGUGUGAUUAGAUGGUUUACUCUGUUCCCUAUACGGUGUGAUUAGAUGGUUUACUCUGUUCCCUAUACAGUGUGAUUAGAUGGUUUACUCUGGUCCCUAUACAGUGUGAUUAGAUGGUUUACUCUGUUCCCUAUACGGUGGUGAUUAGAUGGUUUAACUCUGUUCCCUAUACAGUGUGAUUAGAUGGUUUCCUCUGUUCCCUAUACGGUGUGAUUAGAUGGUUUACCUCUGUUCCCUAUACAGUGUGAUUAGAUGGUUUACUCUGUUCCCUAUACAGUGUGAUUAGAUGGUUUACUCUGUUCCCUAUACGGUGUGAUUAGAUGGUUUACUCUGUUCCCUAUACAGUGUGAUUAGAUGGUUUCCUCUGUUCCCUAUACAGUGUGAUCCAGGUGAAGCCACCAAGCUCCUGUAUGACCUGCUCUACACUGAGCCCAUCAAGAUGGUCCUGAUGCCCGGCUGCAGCUCUGUGUCCACCCUGGUGGCUGAGGCCGCUCGCAUGUGGAACCUUAUAGUGGUGAGUGUGGCUCUACUGUCUGUCUGUCUGUCUGUCUGUCUGUCUGUCUGUCUGUCUGUCUGUCUGUCUGUCUGUCUGUCUGUCUGUCUGUCUGUCUGUCUGUCUGUCUGUCUGUCUGUCUGUCUGUCUGUCUGUCUGUCUGUCUGUCUGUCUGUCUGUCCGUCCGUCCGUCCGGAUGUAAUGUGUGUCUGAAUGUCUGCAUCGCCUUCUCAUUUUAACACAACUUCCUCAAAUUGAUUUUGGGGGAAAUUGUCGAAAUUUAAGGAUAAUACUUGAAGUACACCUGAAGUAUUUCAUUACACUAGCAGACUAGUGGUGUCUAG